Anguilla rostrata (American eel) is the source of this 6647-nucleotide messenger RNA. RefSeq names its product neuropilin 1a (gene nrp1a). The record is from RefSeq and is a predicted model, not a curated record. The transcript has 18 exons. Bases 876 to 3653 code for a protein of 925 amino acids. Gene Ontology annotation, biological process: neural crest cell migration; vascular endothelial growth factor receptor signaling pathway; regulation of vascular endothelial growth factor receptor signaling pathway. Gene Ontology annotation, cellular component: focal adhesion; axon; plasma membrane. Lineage: Eukaryota; Metazoa; Chordata; Actinopteri; Anguilliformes; Anguillidae. Gene Ontology annotation, molecular function: vascular endothelial growth factor receptor activity; semaphorin receptor activity; vascular endothelial growth factor binding.
AAUAACCAACGUCUCGGGCGAACUCCUGUCUUCAGUGUUUGCUUGCGCGUAGCAUACAACACGGUGACGUGCGGAGGGAGAACUUAAUUCAGUUCUGAACAAGGGAAGAACCAUCUACCCUCUUCAUUUUUACCUCCUCCUACCGACCGUUUCCUUCACCCGCCCCACGCUUUUUCGAAGUUCGUCGCCGUAUCUGUCAGCAGACCCGCAUUUGAUCUGAUAGUGGUGGGCUGGCUGUCCUGGUCUCGUGGAAGUGGCUCCAGCAUCAACGGCAGCAGCUGUUCGUUUUUGCGCGGAGCGCCACUUCUGAAUAGUGCUGCUUGAUAUCAGUAGCCAGGAGAAGAGAUCUGCAGAACCCAACGUGAUUCACAGUCUCCUGUAUUGCAAAUACCCGUCCUGUGUUUAUUUCCAGGUGUACAUCAUUUGGGAAGGUUCGCAUGCUGCCGAUUGUAUGUUACCGUUCAGUCUGGUAAAAUCAAUGGAUGUGAUAUUCCCUUCGUCCUGAAGACACUGGAUGUAUAUUUGUGGAUCUUCAGGAAACAGCAAAGGAUUACGUCUGCCCAGUCAUCGUUUUCGAGGAGUUUUGUGAAGCGGGAGUUGUUUUUUCUUUUUCUUUUACUGGCUCAGACUUUACUAGGAAAUGGCAACGCCAGCGCUUGGGAGAGGAACAGGAUUGGAAAAGGAGAGAGGAAACGAGAGCUAAAUGACAGGAUGCUGGCGACCUUAGACACAUAAAGACGAAUUUCUACAACAUUUAAGACACUUCUUGUUCUUUUAUUUCUUUGCUGAAGUCAAGCAAGAAGAAUCAAAUCCAACAAGGAUAACCUCGGCGUUUUGUUUUCUUUUCUGAUUUUAUUUUUUCUCACAAUACAAGGAUGCAUUUUGGAUUAGCGCUGAUCCUCUUUUCUGGAAUCUUCUUCAUUGCCAGGGCUUUAAAAAAUGAUAAGUGUGGGGAUAACAUCAGAAUUACAAGCGCUAAUUACCUGACUUCACCUGGCUAUCCAACGUCGUAUUCGCCAUCUCAGAAGUGCGUGUGGGUGAUAACAGCUCCAGCACCGUACCAGAGAAUUUUAAUCAACUUUAACCCGCACUUUGAUCUGGAGGACCGAGAGUGCAAGUAUGACUACGUGGAGGUCAGAGAUGGCGUGGACGAGAACGGCCAGCUGGUGGGGAAGUACUGCGGAAAGAUCGCCCCCUCCCCCGUCGUUUCCUCCGGCAACCAGCUCUACAUCAAGUUCGUGUCCGACUACGAGACGCACGGAGCGGGCUUCUCCAUUCGCUAUGAGAUCUUCAAAACAGGGCCGGAGUGUUCGAGGAACUUCACCUCCAACAGCGGUGUGAUAAAGUCUCCAGGAUUCCCCGAGAAGUACCCCAACAACCUGGACUGCACCUUCAUGAUCUUUGCCCCCAAGAUGUCUGAGAUCGUCCUGGAGUUUGAGAGCUUUGAGCUGGAGCCCGACACCACGCCGCCCAACGGGAUCUUCUGCCGCUACGACCGGCUGGAGAUCUGGGAUGGCUUCCCUGGAGUGGGGCCCUACAUCGGCCGCUACUGUGGCCAGAACACCCCGGGCCGAAUCCUGUCCUACACGGGGAUCCUGGCUCUGACAAUCAACACCGAUAGCGCCAUCGCCAAGGAGGGCUUCUCUGCCAAUUUCACCGUCAUACAGAGGACCGUACCGGAAGACUUCGACUGCAAGGAGCCGCUGGGGAUGGAGUCUGGCGAGAUCGCCUCAGACCAGAUUGCGUCCUCGUCCCAGUAUAACCCAAACUGGUCCCCCGAGCGCUCGCGGCUCAACUACUACGAAAACGGCUGGACCCCGGCAUACGACACCAACAAGGAGUGGAUACAGGUGGACCUAGGUUUUCUGCGGUUCGUCUCGGCCAUCGGAACACAGGGAGCGAUCUCCCAGGAAACCAAGCUGUCCUAUUACAUCACGUCCUACAAGGUUGACGUGAGCUCCAACGGCGAGGACUGGAUCACGCUGAAGGAGGGAUCCAAGCAGAAAAUUUUCCAGGGGAACUCCAACCCCACCGACGUGCAGGUGGCGGAUCUCCCCAAGCGCACGCUCGCCCGCUUCGUCCGCAUCCGCCCCGUUUCCUGGGAGUCCGGCAUCGCCCUGCGCUUCGAGGUGUACGGCUGCAAGGUGUCCGAGUACCCCUGCUCAGGCAUGCUGGGAAUGGUCUCGGGCCUGAUCUCCGACUCCCAGAUCACGGCCUCGUCCCACACGGACCGGAGCUGGGUCCCGGAGAACGCCCGCCUGCUGACCAGCCGCUCCGGCUGGACCCUGCUCCCCCAGCCCCAGCCCUUCACCAACGAGUGGCUGCAGGUGGACCUGGGGGAGGAGAAGCUGGUGAGGGGCCUGAUCAUCCAGGGAGGGAAGCACCGCGAGAACAAGGUCUUCAUGAAGAAGUUCAGGGUGGGCUACAGCAACAACGGCUCCCACUGGACCAUGGUCCAGGACGCCAUCGGCAACAAGCCCAAGGUUUUUGAGGGGAACCAGAACUACGACACGCCGGAGCUGCGGACGGUGGAGCCCCUGCUGACACGCUUCCUGCGGGUGUACCCAGAGAGGGCCACCACCGCCGGCAUGGGCCUGCGCCUGGAGCUCCUGGGCUGCCAGAUCGAAGCGCCCACGGACCCGCCCACCACGCCCGCCGUCUCCACCAUGGUCCCGGACGAGUGCGACGACGAGCAGGCCAGCUGCCACAGCGGCACAGGUGAUGACUACGACGCCACAGGAGGAACCACUGUAGCAGAGACCACAGUGGAGGUGGACACUAUCCCAGCAUACCUGUGGUUCGCCUGUGACUUCGGCUGGGCUGGAGACCCCUCCUUCUGUGGCUGGACCUCAGAGAAGGACAGCAACUUCAAAUGGCAGAUCCAGUCCAGCGGGACCCCAACACUCAACACAGGGCCCAAUAUGGACCACACAGGUGGAUCGGGGAACUUCAUCUACACGCUGGCCACCGGCGCCCAGGAGAACGCGGUGGCCCGCCUGUUGAGCCCGCAGGUCACCGCCACGGACGCCGACCUCUGCGUGUCCUUCUGGUACCACAUGUUCGGCGCCCGCAUCGGCACCCUGCACAUCAAGCAGCGCAAGGAGACCGCCGACGGCAUGGCCGACAUCCUGCUGUGGACUGUCAGCGGUCACCAGGGCAACCGCUGGAGGGAGGGGCGGGUGCGGGUGCCCCCCUCCAGCAAGCCCUAUCAGGUGGUGAUUGAAGGGGUGGUGGAGAGAAAGAGCUGGGGGGACAUCGCCGUGGACGACAUAAAGAUCCUGGAUGGCCUCAACAUGGCCGACUGCAAAGAUCCUGAUAUUCCAACAGAGCCAGUGGAACCGGAGGAUGACUUCAAUGAAAUCAUAGUGGGAAUCACGGAUUUCCCCGACGUUGUGAAAAACAACGAGAUCGGAGGAGCGGGGAACAUGCUGAAGACCCUGGACCCCAUCCUCAUCACCAUCAUCGCCAUGAGCGCCCUGGGGGUGUUCCUGGGGGCCAUCUGCGGGGUCGUCCUCUACUGUGCCUGCUCUCACAGCAGCAUGUCUGACAGGAACUUAUCGGCGCUGGAGAACUAUAACUUCGAACUGGUGGACGGAGUCAAGCUAAAGAAAGAUAAUAAACUCACCACACAGAAUUCGUAUUCAGAAGCAUGAGUGCAGGGCUGGACAAGACCUCAUGGGCUGGCAGCAAGGGCGAACAGGACUGGCACUAGCCUUUUCAAGAAAGUAAGAAAGAAAAAGCAGAGAUUCGGUGGGAGAGGUGGUGACUGAGCCGUGAUUUUCUCAGGAGCUGCAGUGAAAGACACCUACCAGUAGGGGGACACUGUGUAUAAAACUGAAGAGAAAAAUAUGUACAGUUAGAUGAUUAUUUUAAUUUUUUCAUUUUAUGUUGUUAUUGUUUGUUUUUACUUGUUUUUUAUCAAUCCUUAUCAAUCAGAUGCUGGUGUUGAGACCAAUUAAGAUAAUGUCUAAAAUAUUUAUCAUUUCUCUGGAAGGAAAAUCAUUUAUUUUUUUUAUUUCAAAGCCAUUAUUUUUGUGUAGAAGGAGAAGUGUCAAAACCCAAAAUUAACCAUACUGACAAAUAUGUAGUAUUGCCCCCUUCAACCCCCGCCCCAAUCCAACUCCCUAUGGGACAUUCUAUGUGUAACACCCCUCCACCCCCCACCCCUUGAGGGUCCUGUGACUUUUCCCCCACCCUCGAUCCUGGUAUGGUUUCCGACAGUGCCUUUAGGACAUGUUUGUUGGCUUUGUUUGUUGAUUUUGGAUUUUCUCAUUUCGCUAGUUCUGGAACAGUAGCAAAGGACAUCAGCUGGUUGAGUCUGCAAAUCAGAAAUCCAUUUCACUGCUCUUUGUCCCACAUAUUGUACAUAACUUUUAAUAUAUUUUAAUGCCCUUUUUAAAAAAAAAACAAACAGAAAAAGAAACUAAUGAGCAACAGGCUGCAGUAUCUCUUUUUGUGGGUUGUGUGCUGUAAAUACAAUCGUCUGGCUGUUAUUUCUGUGAAAGAUGACUAAGUGUGUUGGUGUCCAUUCUCUCGCUUGAUGGCGGGGCGUGUACCAUGAAGCUGUUCCAUGGUCCCAUGGUGGGCGUGGCCUUCUGACUGACGAAUCAGUGCCCUCCUUGACCAUGGCAAUGCUAUGGUUUCUACGGUUGGAGUGGGCGUGGCUAGUACACAGCAACAGAAGCUAUUACAGUGUGGACAUGGGGGUUCAGCAGCAUUUGCCUUUAACUUAAUGAUCUAUGUACGGUGCAGGAGUAUUUCAAUCAAUGCCUGUGAGCUCCAACCUCAUCCAUGUGAACCAUUGUAUACGUUUAAUUAUGCCACUGUACUGAGUAAGCUUGUGUUGCUCGAAAAGGUACCGAGUGUGGUGCUUCUGCAUUAGUUUGUACUGUAUGUGUUCCUGUGGCACUGUUAGGUUAUCUUUGGGACUGAAAACUCACAUGAACCUCUCCCUCUCUACUAGCCUCAUGCUUCAUUGUGUCAUAGCUUCCUAUCUCCCCAGUCGAGGUGUGUUAACGUGACGAUGAACUGAUGUGUUGGUCCACUGCGCUGAGCCGCUAUCAGAUGUGUCUGCCAGCUUACCCGUGAAAAGCAUCACAGCGCUGCUUUAGUUGUGGUGCAGACCAUAUGCGAGCACCAUUCCUGGCAUCUCUGUCCUGUCCAGAGUGCUCUGAGAAGCACUUCCUUUAAAAUGGGUGUAGUCUCAAUGCGCACACUCAUCAGUCCUUCACUGUCUAACUUCAUUUCAAAUUGUGUGGAGUGUGGAGGGCCAAUCAAAGAGGGAAGAACUCCUAUUUUCAGUGGCACCAGUUGUCUUCAGUGCUGAGCCCUUAAAUAACAUGGGUAAGAAACUCUAGGGUGCUCGAUAUAAAGGGUCUAGUGCUGUGUGCAAUGUUCGGUCUCGCUUGAGCCCGCCGGUGGGCCCUGAAAAGAUGUACAGAAGCGGUGCUUUUUUUUUAGCCUGACGCUGGCUAGCGCAUCUUGAGGACCCUGCUCAGGGUCUUUAACCAAAGGUCCUGUUUCCUCUCAUCAUGAAGCUCAUUCACUGCAACAUUGUGGCUGGAUCACACAGGAGCUGAGCCUGCACUGUUCAAGACAAGACACGCAAGAGUGGCGCAUGUCAAUCACUGCUGUGGAGCCCCCCGACAGGAGGAGCUGGCCGAUAAUCAGGGACAGUGCUUAAGGACACCUUUAUGGGCUUCGCCCUUCUGUUUAUUCCCGCAGAAGAAAAACUCUACGGUGGACUAAAUGAGUCUGAGCCACUCAAAAGCCCCUGGAAACCCUCCAGCUGAAAAAUCCUAGCCACAGGCAAGUCGACGGAAUAAUCGUUGCGAGGAAAAGGGCAAGCCAAGGCCAUAACGUGUCUGAGACACAACGGGCCGACGCUGAUGAAGGCACAGAAUCAGAGGUGUGAUGUCAUUCAUGCCCAGAAAUGAGAUUCCGGUGAAUUUCCGUUGUUAUGUUGUGUGUUGCUGUUAAUACAUUUUCCGUUUGUGUUUUUGUUUGUGUUUUGUUUUUUGUUCCUGGUGUAAUUCUCUCAACAAUACUCACUGCUGAACGAAAUAUGAAUCUGAAUAUGCCUACAAAGAAGGCCCAUGUUGCUGAUUCAGUCUGAUAACUAGAGGAAAAGGAUACUGUAGCGUGAAAAGAAAAAAAUGUUGCACUGAUAAAUAUAUUUAAAAAGGUUUAUGUGUUUAUAAUAUUAAUUUGUAAAAAAAAAUUAUUAUUAUUAUUAAAAAAUACAGUGUUACAUUUUUUUUCUUUUUAUGGUUUCAGAUUAUGUGAUAUAACUCUGAAAUGUACAAUUAAUGAGAUGUUUUCAUUAUUGAAAAAGGUAAGCAAAUUUCCUAUAGUAAUGUUUCCAUUUAACUGGUAUAUUAUUGCUUCGUUUUUGUACUGUCAUAAAGAUUUUGUGCAGAUUUUUUUUACAAAAAAGUUUUUAUUUUCAAUACUGCUUCUGUAAUUUGCUGUUGUUAGGGAAAAAAACACAAAUAAACAGCAAGGCCUUAAAAAUUUAAAAAAUGUUUGUACUUUGACACCCAAGAUCUGUCUCAACAAUUCAUCUGUUUCUGUUCUAAACAUGACUGAUCUAUGACUACUACAUUCCAAAGAUUCAGCUCAAAUAAAUGUUUUGUUAAGAUAAGACA